This is a messenger RNA of Lottia gigantea (owl limpet), 1478 nucleotides long. RefSeq lists its product as hypothetical. The record is from RefSeq and is a predicted model, not a curated record. Bases 168 to 1478 code for a protein of 436 amino acids. The transcript has 8 exons. NCBI's taxonomy places the organism in Eukaryota, Metazoa, Mollusca, Gastropoda, Lottiidae. Gene Ontology annotation, molecular function: protein binding.
GUAAGAGAUAAACACACACAAAACAAUGAUAGCUUUGCCCUUCCUAAGGGAAAGUUUAUUCAGAUUCAAAAGGAAAAAAGGUAGUGAUUGAUUGUAUGCAUUUCAAUGUGUUCAGAUGACAAGUUAUAUAUAUAUAACUAUAUAUCCUCCAGAUAUGAAGAAAAACCAUGGGUUUUAAGUGGAUAACAACAGUGUGUUAUAUACAGUGUUUAAUCUUGACAGUAACAGUCGCUCUACCAUCUAUUACAAUAAAUGACAGUUCGUCUUCAAAGCAAACAUACGAGCUUAAUGACACCGUGAAGAUUACCUGCACAAUUUCAUCAAAUUACUCGUCUAUAUCAAGUUAUUACAUUCAAAGAAGUGGUAGAAAUUUCGAAGAUAUUGGAAAUUCUUACUCCGGAUCAACUACUAAAACAAUAACCUGUGAUGAUAAUACCUAUUAUAGAUGUUAUGGUAGAUUUAAUGGAACUGGCAUGUACUCCCCCGUUAUUUAUGUCACAGUGGAUUGUCCACCAACUUGGGCGGAAUCAGUUAAAAGUCCAGUCUCUUACUACUCGGCUCAAGCUUCAAAUAAAUAUUUCGACCUGUUGAUAAUUGGCCAACCUAAACCAACAUAUUCCGUUCAGAAAUACGAACCUUCUGGAUUACAAGAUCUGCCUAUUGAUGUAGAUGUAUUGAGUUAUUCCAACAAAGUCCGACUGUAUUUCCGUACUUAUUCAGAAGACUCUCAUGGUAUCUAUCACAUUGAGGCAAACAAUUCUAUAGGAAUGUUAAUUACAAAUCUCACUUUACGGGGUUUAAUAUUACCAUCGAAAUAUGUAAGAGCUUGGAGUACAACACCCAACUCGAUACAUAUUGAAUGGACUGCUGGAGAAUUGUUUGAAACAGCACCACUAUACAAGUUGUAUUACAAAUCACAGUAUGGGCAAUGGGGGAGUAAUGUUAAUGUCAAAAACGUCGGUUCAACUGUGACUUACAUAUUUAACAAUUUUAAACCAAAUACUACCUACUACUUCCUGCUAACAGCUUAUGAUAUCCGAUAUGGAACCAGUGUUUAUUCUAAUCUGGCACAGGGUACCACAUUGACAAAUCCUUCUGAUCCACCUCAAACAAAGCCUCCAAUCGACCAAACAGUAUUUCCUGAUUUUACAACAAUUAGUCAAUCAACACCCAAAACAGAAGUUGCCACAGAUGAUAAGAUAGUACAUGUAUAUGAACAGGAAGAUCUUACGUUCGGAGCUGGGAUAGGAGUUGGUAUAGGUAUCGGGUUGUUACUUGCUAUAAUAGCCAUCAUGGGUACUGUCAUUUACUUCAAGAGAUCUCCUUCAACACAAGAGGUAAUUCCACCUUCAAUACGUUCAGCCGAAACUGAAGGAGGUAGAAUGAAUAUGAAUGUAACAGAUGGUCUAUAUGAACAACUUUCUCGACCGCAUACGGGUGUAAGUUAUGACAACAAGGCAUGUCAGAGUCGACCAUAA